Molecule: messenger RNA, 1002 nt
Organism: Vespa mandarinia (Asian giant hornet)
Lineage: Eukaryota; Metazoa; Arthropoda; Insecta; Hymenoptera; Vespidae
Source: RefSeq, a predicted model, not a curated record
AUGGAUAAUCAAAUAGAAGAUGCCCAGAGAAAUCGGGAUCGUAGGCUGCGAGGAUUGCGUUCAAGAUCGAACGCAAUCUCGCCGAUCGAAAAAUUUGAAAACCUUCAUGAAGCGUGGAGAUUAAUCAGAGAUUUGGAAAAUUAUGGACCAGCUGGUCUGGUCCAUCUUGUUGCAUUAGCUUAUGUAACAGGUGCGGUGAUAAGAAUUUGGAAUUCGCAACAUGAAUUACAACGAACAGUUGGUAAAGAAAAUGAUGGAAUUCCGAUAGACAUAGAAUUCCAUUUAAGAGAUAAAGACAAUAUAGGACAUUGGACCUUUCGAGGUAGAGGUCAACCGAAAGAUGUUCAUAUUGAUUUAAAUAAUUGUCUUUUUUCUGUAAUCGCCGAACAAACCGGUAUAAAUGCUACCAAAUUAAGGCAAAAAACAAUACAACAAUUAAAAAGAAAUGUAAAAUUGUUAGCAAAUUAUAUAAAAGAGAUUCAAUGGUUAGAAGAAAAUAAUAGAAUAGUUUUAUUGAUUGGUGGCGCUCGAUAUAUCGGUAUAUCGGCCGCGGAUGCAUCGAAGAUCUUAGAUGAUUCACAAAAUAAGAAUUGUCAUGGGAGUUUUACAAAGGGACAUCCCAGGGGACAUGCUUCAGCCCCCUACGCUUCUGGGAGGCUCGAUAGCGUAGAAAGUUAUUCCAAAAAUGGUUGGAAAAGCGCUUUUCUGAAUAGAGAUGAUCAAGACAAGGCAGCACAUGUUGCAUUAUCUAGUCCUAAAGCUCAAAUAGCUAUGGAAAAGUUGAACAAAGGUUCGUUCUCCGAACAGGUUUACUUAAAUCUAGAUGACUUGGGUACUUCGACAGAGGAAUUUAAUAAAGGGAUAGAAUUUGUGGAUGGUUAUCCUGCCACGUCUGAAAAAUAUAUACGCCAAUUGGUUCUCGUCAUACGUCAUCAUGAGGACAAAUAUAAUGAUCCGAACGCGCCCGUUUUCGUGCAUACAUUUUAUCCAAAACUAUACUGA